This is a messenger RNA of Bufo gargarizans (Asiatic toad), 1367 nucleotides long. It is a transcript of the gene GPR50, whose product is annotated as G protein-coupled receptor 50. NCBI's taxonomy places the organism in Eukaryota, Metazoa, Chordata, Amphibia, Anura, Bufonidae. The transcript is spliced from 2 exons. Gene Ontology annotation, biological process: G protein-coupled receptor signaling pathway. Bases 309 to 1367 code for a protein of 352 amino acids. Gene Ontology annotation, cellular component: membrane. Gene Ontology annotation, molecular function: melatonin receptor activity. The record is from RefSeq and is a predicted model, not a curated record.
UUUAUGAAUGGGAACUUCUUUUUUUAUAGUGUGUGUCCUCCUGACUGACAGUGAAUGGGUUAAAGAGGAACCUGAAGCAGGGAGGAGGGCAGCACCUACUCAUCUCUACCUCCUACUCUGAUGAAGAUGCUGCAGCUAUGGUGCUGGUGGGGAACACGUUGGCACCAAGGGGGUUAGUGUGGGCAACAAAAGAAGUCCAUCUCUAACUCCUCAUUGAGUCCAGAAGACCUGCCCACUGCUUAUCAACAGCACAGCAGUCCUUGUAGACAUCCAGUUUGGUCCUGAUAGCCUCACCCAACUGAACAGAGAUGAUGGAGGUGAACAGGACCUGUCUUGACUGCUGGACACCUGGAACAGCUGGUACAGAGAGAGAGGAACAAGCCUCACCUGGGCUGACCACUGCACUGGCUGUUGUCCUCAUCUUCACCAUCAUUGUGGACAUCUUGGGCAAUGUACUGGUCAUACUGUCAGUCCUCAGGAACAAAAAGCUCCGGAAUGCUGGCAACAUGUUUGUCGUCAGUCUAUCUGUUGCAGAUCUGGUGGUAGCAGUAUACCCAUAUCCAGUUAUUCUCAUAGCUAUUUUCCAUAAUGGAUGGACGCUGGGAAAUAUCCAUUGCCAAAUCAGUGGCUUUCUGAUGGGACUGAGUGUCAUAGGUUCUGUUUUCAAUAUUACAGCCAUAGCCAUUAACAGGUAUUGCUACAUCUGCCAUAGCCUGCGGUAUGACAAGGUUUACAACCAGAAAAGCACAUUUUGUUAUCUGUGUCUAACUUGGGUAUUGACUGUUAUCGCAAUUGUGCCAAACUUUUUUGUUGGAUCUCUCCAAUAUGACCCACGGAUUUUCUCGUGCACUUUUGCCCAGACUGUCAGCUCUUCGUACACAAUUACAGUAGUUGUGGUGCAUUUUAUUGUCCCGUUGGCUGUAGUAACAUACUGCUACUUCAGGAUAUGGGUCUUGGUUAUUCAAGUGAAGCACAGAGUAAGACAAGACUCCAAGCAGAAGCUGACAUCGGCAGAUUUCCGGAACUUUUUGACUAUGUUUGUUGUGUUCGUGCUUUUUGCUGUUUGCUGGGGACCUCUAAACUUCAUUGGCCUUGCUGUAGCCAUUAAUCCUUUUCAGGUGGCACCGAAGAUCCCGAAAUGGCUAUUUGUGUUGAGUUACUUUAUGGCUUACUUUAACAGUUGCCUCAAUGCAGCCAUCUAUGGUCUUCUUAAUCAAAAUUUUCGCAAAGAGUACAAAAGAAUACUACUGGCCUUGUGGACUCCAAGACUUCUGUUUGUUGACACAUCAAAAGGUGGGACGGAUGGAGUUAAAAGCAAGCCAUCUCCAGUGGUUACAAAUAACAAUCAGGUUGAUGUGUAUGUUUAA